Molecule: messenger RNA, 2943 nt
Organism: Linum trigynum
Lineage: Eukaryota; Viridiplantae; Streptophyta; Magnoliopsida; Malpighiales; Linaceae
Source: the annotation of a GenBank genome assembly
GUUCCCACCCAACUCUUCUCCAUAGACAAUUAACUUCAAUAUAUUUAUCACUCUUACUCUUCCGUUAGUCCAACAGAGAGACAAUAAUCCUACUCCUACACAAAAAGGGACAUGUCCCCUUGAACAAAUGUAAUUUACACAAGCAAAGCAGAAAUGAUGUAGAGAGCUACCCAUCACUUGAAAUUUGUUCUUGUCCAUUGCACGUACCUGAGAGACUCUCGAAACUUUAGUUUCCCAAAUACCCAAUCUGAAAGUUACUCUUUCUUUUUCGUGGUUCUUAUCAGUUUACAAUUUGUUCAUGAAAUUUGACAACCAACAACAGAACCAGUUUCUAGUUUUCUUAACUCAUUCUUUGUUAGCUAGAUGUAUACUACAGAUGGAAAAGACAUGAUGACUAUGUGAUGCAGACAGGUAAUAAGGAAAGCUCACGAAAGAGAAAGCAAGUAUACACAAUAAUAACACCGGCCAAAUUAACAAGAAAGUCGCACCUUUCAGACCAAAUUAGAAUCAAGAGGAGGAAAUCUACAGCGCUAUUCUAUGGAUAUCAUAUACACAGAGACAUGAGGAAGACAAAUAGAAAGUAGAAAGAAAAAGGAGAACAGGGGUUAUUAGAAACCUGGAAGCAGAGUGUCUAUGGACAGCAGGGGUCGAUGCAGGGGAGAGGCAGCCGUGACCGGAGAAGGGAGAAGGGAGACCUCACCGGCCGGCCGUUGCGCUCGCCGGCAGGAGCGGGGAACGAGCCGCCGAAGACGACGACGACUAUGGAGACGGGCGACGGGGGAGUGGCGUCGAGCGAUGGCGAACGGCGACGACGUCGAGCGAUGGCGAACGGCGACGGCGUCGAGUGAUGGUGAACGACGACGGCGUCGGGCUACGGGGAACGGCGGCUGCGGAGGAGGAAGCUGCUUCUCCUUCGUGUCUGGCUGUCUACGCGAAGAGGAAGAAUGAAAUUAGGGUUUCAGCACAGUAGCCUCCCCUUAAAUUUUCGAUAUUUUAGUUUUUUUUUAAUUAAAGCAACCGGCCCAAAGGUAAAAAACCGGGCGAGCGGCUCGAGCGGUUAACCGCUUCGGCCGCUCUCCGGCCGCCCCAAAUAACCACUCCGGCUAAAUAGUUGAGUCGAGUCGGUUUUAUGGUCGGGUGGCGGUUUUGGCGGCUCGGCCGGCGGGCUCGGCUCGGCUUUGACAGCACUGCUAAUUACUAAGAAAGAACUCCCGAUUCACCUAACGUGAGAAUGUAUUCUUUUAAUAAAUAGCCUGAAUCGACAGGGAUUUCCCAUACCCAGUCAGGCAGUAACUAGACUAGAGAAAAAGACAGCAACAAGAUAAGCAGCAGAGGGCCCUGAUUUAAGGCAAUCAGAUUCCAAAACAUCAACCUCAAGCCAAGAUGCACGACACAUGUUAAAAUCGAUAAACUAAUACUUCCCAGCACAGGGAGCUGACACGAAGUAGGGAAAGAGAUUGGCUAAGUUCAGUUCUCCCUCUGAAUCCCGCUAAGUUAACAGAUGGUGGAAUGGGCGUGUCAAAAGUGGCCUCCUACAAGGAACGAUUGAACACAAACUCUAGCUAUAGCCUCAAAGAGAUGAAACCCAACACAAACUCUAGCUACAACCUCAAAGAGAUGAAACCCUAGGAUUGUUCGUUGUGAUAUAGACCAUCGACCAAGAUGAUUUGUCACCACGGGUGAAGCAAGGAAAACUCGAAGAGAUAGAAAGAUCUAUAUAGUGAGAAAGGAAAUUGAGUGGUGGAGCAAUUACCCUAAAUUCACGCCUUCGUCGGGUGACACUUGACGACGACGGCGAUGACGAAGUGUGCCGCUGCAGCGCCGCUCUCGGUCACUCGAUCUUUGUUCGUCAAGUAAACAGAAACAAAGCCCUAAAACUAUGACGACUUGCCUGCCUCACUCUCCAGUCUCCACCACCGCUUUUGACUUGACCGCCCCCUUCCUAGAUUUCCGAAACGUUUCACAGCAAUAAAAUACCGUUUUUUAAAUAAAAAUUAAUGUUUUGUUAGAAUACCGUACAAAAAAAAAAUUCAAACUUUAUGAUGUGAUAUCGUUGGCAUGGCAAUGAGACGGGUUUGCCUAAACCAUCUUAUAUAUACUAGCUUUGUGCCCGGCCAUUGGCCAGGUUUGGCCGGGUUAUUUUUGUUAUUGAUAAUUAAUUAAUUAUUAAAUCAUUUCAGUUAAUUAGUAUUUUAUAAUUAUGAGACCUCUUAUAUCCAUAAAAUAUGUAUUUUUUAUCCGUAGAAGUUUGUGUCCGUGUUCCAUACGACUCACGACAUAGAGUCCAAGUUGUCUGUCCCAAUAUAGUCAAAAGCGAGUUUCUACGUAGAAACGUUUUGGUGAUCUAGAAACGUAAAAUCGUAAGUUUUUAAGUUUUAAAGCGGAGUUUUUAACAACGUAAAUUAAAAAAAUUAAGUUAUUAUGUAAAAGCGUUUUAGUGAUCUAGAAACGUAAAAUCGUAAGUUUUUAAGUUUUAAAGUCAAUUUUGACUACAUUGGCCUGUCCCACUAUCUCGCAGUCUCAUGUUUUAUUUCAUUGUACAUGGAAGCAAAGGUUGUCGUGUCAUGUUAGAGUUUCAUCCCAGUUUAACAUGUAUGAGUGGUUAUAUACUGCGUUGAAAAGAUCAAAAGGUAUGGAAUACCUUGAGUAUGAAAAAUUAUAUCUAGACCUUGAAUUGAUUGGAGUUUGGCAUAUGAUACUAUUCUCAAACCCUUAAAGAUUAAAAUCUAGGUCUUAAUUCUAUAAAUCUCAAACUCUAAGAUCACUUUCAUUAGAAACAAAAAUCGACGGUCAUGAUUCGUCGAAAUAUAUACAACAAAUUACAUUCACAAUCUUAGAGGUUAGGCUCUAUGAUUUAGAUAACUAAUACUUAAGGUUCACUCAUCAAGAGUUAGAGUAUAGAAUAUAUCAUGCCAAAAAAUCCGAUAAAUUAGAGGUAUAGAU